AUGCGUGGACUCGGAAGCUUCGCCGUGCUGCUGAUCGCCUUUGCCGCCGCUACGGCCAACGCCACGCAAGACGCUGCGGUGUGCAACCUCCUCUGUGUCCAGGGCAAGAAGUGCGUGGUGGAGAAGGGUGUUGCCAAGUGUAUCCCUAUUGACUGUGAGCACAAGUGCACCAAGAAGUGCUCCAAGAACGAGGUCUGCGAGAUCAACUCGGCCGACAACUCCCAGUACUGCUACAACCCGUGCGCGGCGGUGCUCUGCUUGUCGGGCACUACCUGCCAGCUCGAGCAAGUGCAGUGCAUCCGCGCGCCGUGUCCCCCUGUCGCGGUCUGCAAGCCUAUCAAGAGGGGCUACGGCCUGCGGGCCCUCAACGAAGAAGAAUAG
Phytophthora sojae is the source of this 381-nucleotide messenger RNA. RefSeq lists its product as hypothetical. The record is from RefSeq and is a predicted model, not a curated record. The coding region runs from base 1 to 381 and encodes 126 amino acids. The transcript has a single exon. NCBI's taxonomy places the organism in Eukaryota, Oomycota, Peronosporomycetes, Peronosporales, Peronosporaceae.